This is a messenger RNA of Calidris pugnax (ruff), 1849 nucleotides long. It is a transcript of the gene FBXO31, whose product is annotated as F-box protein 31. The coding region runs from base 312 to 1712 and encodes 466 amino acids. NCBI's taxonomy places the organism in Eukaryota, Metazoa, Chordata, Aves, Charadriiformes, Scolopacidae. The transcript has 10 exons. The record is from RefSeq and is a predicted model, not a curated record.
UUCACUGCAGGUGAUGAAGGGCACUUGCAUGAAUUUGGGAUGGAGCUUUAACAUCCAGUCACCUCCCACCCCACCCUGUUGUUUCAAGACACCCGCUGGUAGUGGCCCCCUCACGGCACCGCACUGAGACUGCGCUCAGAAUGAUUUCCAGCCUUACUAGGGAAAAGGCUUUGUGAAAAAUCAGCACCUUCUGGAGAAAAAGAGAACGUCACUGUGUUAGUACUGCUGUUAGAGAGCAACACGGAGAAAUGCCAUUUGGGCAGGACCCUCUGCAUGUCUCCUCCCUUUCUGAUGCAGUAUAAAUACCUUCAAUGACACCAAAUUUAAUCUGGCUGCAAUGCCUGCUGUGUGAAGUCUGCAUCUUACCCAUUCUGUGGCCAGAAUACGGCGUCUGUGAGAACUUGCGGAAACUGGAGAUCACAGGAGUGUCCUGUCGAGAUGUUUAUGCCAAACGUAUAAACCCGCGAGUGAAGUCGGGACGUUUUAUGAAAAUCCUUCCCGACUACGAGCACAUGGAGUACAGAGAUGUUUACACCUGCCUGCUGCACCGAUACCGACACAUCCUGGGAUUAUGGCAGCCAGACAUCGGGCCCUAUGGGGGGCUGCUGAACGUGGUGGUAGAUGGUUUGUUCAUCAUUGGGUGGAUGUACUUGCCACCUCAUGACCCUCAUGUCGAUGAUCCCAUGAGAUUCAAACCUCUCUUCAGGAUUCAUCUCAUGGAGAGGAAAUGUGCGACGGUUGAGUGUAUGUAUGGUCAUAAGGGACCUCAUAAUGGCCACAUCCAGAUUGUAAAGAAGGAUGAAUUCUCCACGAAAUGCAACCAGACAGAUCACCAUCGGAUGUCAGGGGGAAGACAAGAGGAAUUCCGGACAUGGCUAAGGGAAGAGUGGGGUCGGACUCUGGAAGACAUCUUCCAUGAACACAUGCAAGAGCUUAUCUUGAUGAAGUUCAUCUACACCAGCCAAUACGACAACUGCUUGACGUACCGACGCAUCUACCUCCCUCCUAGCAGCCCUGAUGACCUUAUAAAGCCAGGUCUCUUCAAGGGAACGUAUGGGAGCCAUGGGCUGGAGAUUGUCAUGUUGAGCUUUCAUGGAAGGAAAGCAAAGGGGACUAAAAUCACCGGUGAUCCCAACAUCCCAGCUGGGCAGCAGACUGUGGAGAUUGACCUGGCACAUCCUCUGCAGCUGCCCGACAUCGAGAACCUUCGGGAUUUCAGCGAGCUCUCUCGCAUCGUCCUGGAGGUCCAGGAGCAGGUACGUCGAGAGGAACAGGAGGAGGAGCAGCGGCAGGAGGAAGAAGAUCGCUCCCAGCAGGCUGCCUCUCAGUCUGCUGCAAAGCCUCUGGGAGGAGAAGGUGCUGAGGGGGAAGAGACUGCAGCUGGGGCGGAGGGGACAACCCAGAGCAAGGCACCAGCUUCCCAGCCUUUCGUGCUGCCCAUGGGAGUCAUAUCGAGGAAUGAAGACUACCCCCGGACCUGCAGAAUUUGUUUUUAUGGGACGGGGCUUAUUGCUGGCCAUGGCUUCACCAGCCCCGAGCGAACGCCGGGUGUUUUUGUUCUCUUCGAUGACGAUCGCUUUGGAUUCAUCUGGCUGGAGCUGAAAUCCUUCAGUCUCUACAGCCGCAUCAAGGUCUCCUUCCAGAACGCCGAAGCGCCUUCCCGGGAGGCUUUUGAUGAAAUGCUGAAGAACAUUCAGUCGCUGGCUACUUGAUGGGUGACUUGUGAUGGACAGGGCUAGGGGUUGCAAAGGCUGCUGCACUCCCCAGCCAGGGCUGGGAUGGGGAUUCCUUGCUCUCGGUACCUCUGAAAAAAAAGCAUGCACUUUUAAUAAAGCCUUUUUACCCCAAA